Molecule: messenger RNA, 1575 nt
Organism: Drosophila virilis
Lineage: Eukaryota; Metazoa; Arthropoda; Insecta; Diptera; Drosophilidae
Gene: caz
Product: FUS RNA binding protein cabeza
Biological process (GO): regulation of DNA-templated transcription
Cellular component (GO): nucleus
Molecular function (GO): RNA binding; transcription coregulator activity
Source: RefSeq, a predicted model, not a curated record
ACAUCCCUAAUUUCACACGCCAUUUUUACAAUAAAAAGUCAAGUCAAAUUUUCGACAGACGCUUGAGUUGAAAAAGUGCAAAGAGGAAGUUCUCUAAAAAGAACAAAAUUUUCUUAAAGAAGAAAUUAGCUUAUACGUGCAUUAGUUAUGGAUCGUGGCGGUUAUGGUGGCGGUGGCGGUGGUGCCGGACAGUACAAUAAUUUUGCUGUUCCUCCGCCAAAUUACCAACAAAUGCCAAACAAAACUGGUAAUUAUAAUGAGCCCCCUCCAAAUUAUAACAAACCAGGCGGUGGUUAUGAUUCCGGCCAUCGUGGUGGAGGUGGAAGCAGCGGCGGCGGCGGCGGCGGUGGCUCAUGGAAUGAUAGAGGCAAUUCUUAUGGAAAUGGAGGCGCCAGCAAGGACAACUACAACAAAGGAUAUGGCGGCAGUAGCAGCAGCGGUGGAGGAGGCGGCAGCAGUGGCGGUGGCGGUGGUGGAGGCAACGAUAUGAUCACACAAGAAGAUACCAUUUUUGUUUCUGGCAUGGAUCCAUCCACCACAGAGCAGGACAUUGAGACUCACUUCGGUGCCAUUGGCAUUAUAAAGAAGGACAAGCGCACCAUGAAACCAAAGAUUUGGUUGUAUAAGAAUAAGGAAACUGGCACUUCGAAGGGUGAGGCCACCGUCACAUAUGAUGAUGUGAACGCAGCUCAGUCGGCCAUUCAGUGGUUCGAUGGCAACGAUUUCAACGGCGCCAAUAUCAAAGUUUCCCUGGCCCAGCGCCAAAAUAACUGGAACAAAGGCGGUGGCGGCGGCGGACGCGGCGGUGGCUUCGCUGGACGUAAUCGUGGUGGUGGUGGAGGCGGCGGCGGUGGUGGUGGUGGUCGCUUUGAUCGCGGUGGCGGUGGAGGCGGCGGUGGUGAUUUUGACCGUGGAAGCGGCGGCGGCGGUGGUCGCGGUGGUGGUCGCUUUGGCGGCGGCGGUGGUGGUGGUGCAGGUGCCGGUGGCAACGUGCAACCCCGUGAUGGAGAUUGGAAAUGCAGCAGCUGCAACAACACAAACUUUGCUUGGCGCAAUGAGUGCAAUCGUUGCAAGACACCAAAGGGUGAUGAAGACGGCAACUCUGGAAACAGUGGUUACGGCGGCGGUGGUGGCGGCGGUGGCGGAGGCUAUGGCGGCAUGAAUGAUCGUGGCAAUGAUCGCGGCUCCGGCGGUGGCUACCAAAAUAGAGAUCGUAGCGGUGGCGGUGGCGGUGGAGGUGGCGGUUAUUCACGUUAUGGCAAUGAUAAUGGCGGCGGUGGCGGUGGACGUGGUCGUGGCGGUGGCGGCGGCGGCGGUGGUGGCCGUCGUGACGGUGGCGCUAUGCGCAAUGAUGGCGGCAUGCGUUCCAGACCAUAUUAAAGUGGGCAUGCCAUCAAAACUAUUUUUUCUAACUUACGUAUUAAUUAUACUACAUAGCAAGUACUCACUUUUAAAUGUACUUUUAUAUUACACCCUCCACCAGUCAAAACAAACACCCAAAAUGCAUUCAAUCAUGCAUUCGAGUCAUUAUCUAUUGAUUUUACGAUCCACUAAUACAAAAGAAAAACAACAACA